UAAGUUUCUCUCUUUUUUGAGAUUAUAUACAUCAUAAAAUCAUUCAUCGAUCCCCUAGGUUAUUAUUGUCGUCGAUCUCAAUUCAUUGAGGCCUGAAGAGGCCACACACACAACAAAACAAUGUCGAUCCUAAACCCAUUCCAACUUCUGGAACUGAACGUGAUCUCGGCGCAAGACCUUGCCCCGGUAUCACGUUCCAUGCGGACGUACGCCAUUGCAUGGGUGCACCCGGAUCGCAAGUUGUCGACCCGCGUGGACACUCACGGCCACAACAACCCUACGUGGAACGACAAGUUCGUGUUCCGGGUGGACGAGGAUUUCUUGCAUGAGGACACCUCCGCCGUGAUGAUCGAGAUCUACGCCCUCCACUGGUUCAAAGACGUCCACGUCGGCACCAUCCGUGUCCUCGUCGGCAAUCUCAUCCCCACUCCGGUGAAGCCCCACCACCACCAUCCUCAGCUGGGCAUGCGCUUCGUGGCGCUCCAGGUCCGGCGGCCCUCCGGCCGGCCACAGGGGAUAUUGAACAUCGGUGUGGCGCUGCUUCACAGCUCCAUGCGCAGCAUGCCUUUGUAUUCUCAGCUCAGCGCAUCCGCCGUGGGAUAUAAACAGUUAAUGGGCGAGGACGACCCGCCGCGGAGUCAAACCCACCGGAGUCAGUCAACGUUUUCGAAGGCGGAGCUGAGACGUAGCAAGAGUGACUGCAGCUCCAUGUUAGCGUCGGAGGUCCGGACCAAGGAAUUUACGAAAAAGGACAAAAAGAGCAGAGGGAGCUCGGUGGUCAGCGGGUCCGACGUCAGCAGCCAAAAGAAUAAGAAGAGCCGAUCCAAGGCCAGCUCGUUAAUCAACGGCUCAGAAAUCAUCAGGGGAAGGGGUAGAAAAGGGAAAGCCAGCUCCGUGGUCAGCGCGUCAGAAUUAAGCCGGACCAAGGGUAAAAACGGAAAACCAAGUUCCAUACUCAGCGUCUCCGACGUUGGUGGGGCCAAGGACAAAAAGGGAAAACCAAGUUCCAUACUCAGCGUCUCCGAAAUCAGCAUCAGCGACCCGUCAAAGAGAGGCGGUAGGGAUCCGAAACCGACGAGCGGAUCCGAACCCGACGACCCGGUGAGAAAGCCCAAGCACAACGGGAACUACAGAGCCGCGGUCGUACACGACAUCGUGGCCGCGUCGCCGUUAUCGAAGCCGUCGCCGAAGUACGUGGUGGAGAGUUACGGAAAUACCCCUGGGCGGAGGUCCUCGGUUCCGGGGAAGUCGCCGUUCAAGAUGGGGACGUACGACCAGUACGUGACGCCGCGGAAGUCGAAUCUGAUGGUGCCGCCGUACCUGACGGAGUCGGAGCUGGGGCCGUCGCCGUCGGAGGUGGCGGCGGCGAUCGCGAAGGAGAGGAUGGACCAGGACAACGAGAGCUCGGUGGUGGUGGGGGCCUGGAACGAGGACGAGAGCGUGGAGGGGCUACAGUCGAAGCUGGAGCGGUGGCGGACGGAGCUGCCGCCGGUGUACGAUCGCGGCGAUUUUUCGAGCUUUCCGAGCAGCAGCGAAGGGCACCACACGCGGCGGCACACCGACGGAGGCGGCGGCCCGGGGCUGUUCUCGUGCUUCAGUAACAUCUGCGGCGUGGAGUGCUCCAUCGUGUGCGGCGGCGGCGACGCCGGUAAGGAUCGGAAGAAGGCGGGGGGCAGCAAGAGUAGCGGUCCAGUCGGGCGGAGCCCAUCAGCGGAGAAUCUGAGCUAUGUUUGAACUUGAGCUGGGCCGGGUCGGGUCGGGUCCGUUCUCCGUUUUCUUUAUUUGGGUGGCCUGAGAAAAAAACUAACCUUAUUGGGUUAAUGCUAAUCUUUGGGUGGACUGGUAAAGCGGGAAGGUGGUUCGUUUUACGAAAGGGCGUGGGCGCAGAAUAAGGAUGUGCGCACUAACGAGUUGGUCUUUGGUUCUCUUCCCUUUAUUCUUUAAUUCUUUUUUCUUUUCUUUUUUAAUUUUGAAUUUCUUAAGUUUCUGACUGAUCGAAGCCCAAAAACAAUAGAAGAAAGGAUCCCCCAAAUUCAAACUUGGAAUUUGUUAUUAUUGAUGUGAAAAAUCAAAGUGUAUCAUUUAUAAAUAUGAAAUUAUGAACAAUUAUAAAUCA
This is a messenger RNA of Rosa chinensis, 2116 nucleotides long. RefSeq lists its product as uncharacterized. The transcript has a single exon. Bases 121 to 1734 code for a protein of 537 amino acids. Gene Ontology annotation, biological process: defense response. Lineage: Eukaryota; Viridiplantae; Streptophyta; Magnoliopsida; Rosales; Rosaceae. The record is from RefSeq and is a predicted model, not a curated record.